Lingula anatina is the source of this 2524-nucleotide messenger RNA. RefSeq lists its product as uncharacterized. Gene Ontology annotation, molecular function: guanyl-nucleotide exchange factor activity; protein binding. Lineage: Eukaryota; Metazoa; Brachiopoda; Lingulata; Lingulida; Lingulidae. Gene Ontology annotation, cellular component: nucleus; plasma membrane. The record is from RefSeq and is a predicted model, not a curated record.
AUGGUUGAUUGUAGCUGGGUAGAGAAGAAGUACAGUGAUUGAGAUAUUACCAGAGGAUCAAGACAAGAGACUAAUAUUGUCUGUAUGGCACAGAAGAAAAUCUGAAAGUGAGCUGCUAGGAUGUAUGUCAUUUGGGAUCAAGAAGUUGGUCAAAUCAAAGAAGGAAAUCGGGGGCUGGUACUUCUUGUUAUCUGAGGAGAUAGGACGACAAAAACAUCUCAAAUUUACUCCCGGCAUUUGCAAAGUACAAACAAAAGCCUAUCAGCACAUACCCAAAGUGCACUCAGAUGUGCUGUGGAUGGAGUCACUGACAGUGUGUUUAAGGCGUGGUGAGAGAGGGUUUGGCUUCACAGUGGUUGGAUCAUGUCCAGUAAGAGUUGGCAGAGUAGAGCAAUCCUCUGAAGCAUGGUCAUCAGGUUUAAGGACAGGUGACUACAUAGUGCAAAUAAACAGUCAAAAUGUGUCCAGGUCCACUGCAGAGAGUGUCGUCAGGUUGGUCAGGCACUCCAGCAAUCAAAUCAUAGUGGACGUCCAGCGACCGAGGAGAGUCCCAACACUGACCAGUUCCCCGAGAAAGUUUGGUGUGAGGAAGGACAGGAAUGGACAGUCUCCCGAGCAGGAUGAUCCAAUUGAAAGACAGUUGUCUGUGGACAAUGUCAUCGAUGGGGCAGACUGUAAGAAGCCAAGUGGUGAGAGUAGGCAGAUUUCUAGGCAAGUCAUCAGAGGAGUGAGCAUGAGAGAAGCCAACGAGAAAGAUGUUCAGGUACGAAGGGAUGGAUUACGUAGGUCAAAUUCCCAAAGGUCUCCUUCCAAAAGGAAUUCUCAGGAUGUACAGGGUCGACAAAAAUCUCAACGACAUUCCCUGCAUGAGCAGCAGCUUGUUUCCCAAGGUGUUCAUAAUGAUCAGGAUCCACAAGGGUGGCAGAAAGCUCAUUCACAUUCCCAAAACAAUCAUCAUAAUCAUCCACAGCAUCAGCAGACAACUUCCCAACAUGGCAUUCAAAACUCAAAUAUUCCACAGGGAUAUGGAGUGAUUUACGAAUUACAUGGAUUUCCGUCCAACAAAGAACAGGUGCCAAUGCACAAAAAACAUCAGGAAUACAAACCUGUUCCAUCCCAGUUCCCUGUGCCUCCCAAUGAAUCUCCAUCACAGGAAAUGGGAAUGUCACGCAAAAUUCAGGGCAAUUAUACAGAAAAUCACAAGCCUACAAAUAAUGGUCCUUCCAACAAAGAACAGCCAAGGGUGACUUGGAACCACACAGAGUUAGAAAAUGGCCAAACAACCAACCAGACAAAACCAGGAGGGAUACUAAAGAACAAUGGUAGCAACGAGACAGACCACACUAAUCAAGCAAAACCAGGAGGGAUACUCAGGAAUGGGAGUAGUGGUCCCAGUAACAACAAGACUAAAACUGAGCAAGGUUUCAAAGUUUAUUAUGACUUCCUGGGGUUUCAGGAAGAGCAGUGUAAAGAGAAUGCUAUAGAUGUGUCUGCUCCUCAGCGCCACUCCCAGGGCACCACCAUGGCUUUACCUCAGUUAUCUCAGGCUUUCCAGGAUCUCAGCGCCAGUGAUCAAAAGCGCCAGCAGGCCAUUCAGAAGCUUAUUGCAUGUGAAGAAAUUUUUACGAACAGCAUGCAUGCAGGUGUGCAGCGCUACUCACGACCAUUGCGCCAUCAGAACAUGACACAACUACAGCAUUCCACUAUGUUCCAGAAUGUGGAAAAAAUUGUUGCCAUAUCUCAAUACCUAGUCAAUCAGCUCCACAGCCAUCAGGUCUCUUACCCUGGGGAACAGUUUAAAACCCAGGGGUACAUAGAUGCAGUGGGCUCAAUUUAUCACAAUAAGAUCUCAGUUGUAAGUGAAAGUUAUGAAACUUACUGCAAAGGUCUACCUGAUGCAGUGCAGUUGCUCAAACAACUUUCAGCAAACCAAGAAUUUGCCAAAUUUAUCCAGAAGCAGCAGAUAGAAAGUAUUGAUGGUCCUGAUCUCUUGUCAUUCCUUCACUAUCCACCAGAGCACCUGCGGCAGUUGCUGAUACUUCUUCAAAGUAUCCUUAGUCUUACACCGCUAGAACACCAUGACCAGGCACAGCUACAGAAAACAGUGGAAGGAUUAAGGAGUUGCUGUAACAGGAUCUACAGUGGGAGUCUUCCUGCACCAAGUCUUCAGUCCUCCAACCAGCCAGCUACUUCCACGCCCAAUUCUUCUUCCAACAGCAGCAGAAGUAACCUUAUCACAAACCAGCAAGUACUGGACAUACAGAAUAGGCUGUGCUUUGCUCAGAAUGUUCCAGUCUUCCAGUUGUAUGAUCCAAAGAGACAUCUCAUCCACACUGGGCAGUUACUGAAGGUAGAGGGAAGAAAAUGGAUACAGCUUUAUGCCUUGUUGUUCUCAGACCUGUUACUGUUAACUGUUCCUGAGCCAGAGGGAAGUCUUAUUGUGGUAGAACAACCCAUUCUGUUCAAGGCUGUCACUGACAUUGACUAUAACAGGAAGAACACUCCAGGAGGAGGAGCAGGGUGA